AUGAUCAUAUCUGUUGAAUACUAUGGUAGCGAGUCAAAGAAUGCAAUGGAAAUUCCUGGUGACCAUAUUACUGCUGCGGAUUUCAAAGAGCGUCUUGAGGCUCACUUUAAUCUGAAGUUGGAUAGUAAAGCAUUCAUGUAUGUGGAAGGUCUUCCCUACUCUUUCGGGGAAAUGUUGGAGCAGAACGAAACACUCAAAAAUACGGGAUUACAUGAACAAAGCUAUUGUUUAGUUUCUUCAACGUUUGAAAAGCGCUGUAUAAUUCAGUCCAUUGGAAUUACAGAGGAUAAAAUGGCGAACUUAAUUAGAUCUAUCAAAGUUAAGCAUGAGAACUUCAAAGCAUUGCGUAAUUACAUGAUAGCUCAAAGAGGGGGUUCCGAGUUGUAUCAAUCUCUACGUCAGAGCACGAAUAAUUAUAUCAUGCACACUGCAGCGCAUUCCUACCCCACUUUGAUAGGUCACUAUGAAGAACAUCCUGAUGAUCUCGGAAGUUUCCUGAUGUUGUUCACGGCGUCGUUUUUGGAACAACAGAGAGCCGCUCAACAACCAAUAUCUGAAGCGCAGAAAAUAAUCCAUAGGAACAAGGCUGAGGCUAUUGAGGAAAAUCCUGAAAUGCUCAUCGAAACUAAUAUGCUCUAUUUCCGCACGAAGAUUAACGGAGUGGAAAUUGUUGCUUUUGUAGACACUGGUGCACAACAAUCUCUGAUAUCCCCGCGAUGUGUUCGAAACUGUAAUCUAGAACAUCUUAUCGACCAGGGUUCAUCCAGAACUUUCUAUGGAAUAGGUGGCAUUCAGAAGAGUUACGGGCGGAUAUGGAAAGCUGAUAUUGAAGUAACAGGACAUCAAGUUCCUGUAUCAUUGCAUGUUGUUGAUGGAGCUCAUGACAUGCUACUAGGAUUGGAUAUCAUGCUGCGACAUCGUGCAGUUAUUGACUUAGCGAAUCGAACAAUCACAUUUGGAUCAGCCAUUGGAAAGUUCUUAACUGACGAAGAGUCUGCGUUGAUGCGUCGAGAGGAGGCUGAGAGAAGACUCGAAGAUAUGGACACUGAUCCAAGCGUGUAA
Molecule: messenger RNA, 1062 nt
Organism: Auanema sp. JU1783
Lineage: Eukaryota; Metazoa; Nematoda; Chromadorea; Rhabditida; Rhabditidae
Source: the annotation of a GenBank genome assembly